This is a messenger RNA of Xylona heveae TC161, 1703 nucleotides long. Its product is annotated as MFS general substrate transporter. The transcript is spliced from 2 exons. Lineage: Eukaryota; Fungi; Ascomycota; Xylonomycetes; Xylonales; Xylonaceae. Gene Ontology annotation, cellular component: fungal-type vacuole membrane. The record is from RefSeq and is a predicted model, not a curated record. Gene Ontology annotation, biological process: transmembrane transport. Gene Ontology annotation, molecular function: transmembrane transporter activity. Bases 164 to 1495 code for a protein of 443 amino acids.
AAAAAAGAGUCAUAAAUUUCACAAUCUACUACGACAGCGUGUCACACGCCUAAUAAAUUCCCAGCAAACCCACAUCUUUCUAGAAAUUUGAGACACUUUUAAAGCGUCGAAGUGCAUGGUGACAUCUGCAACUCAAAUCAAGACUGGAGUGACGCCACGGUAGAUGCACCAUGGCGGAUUUUAUGCAGAGGACACCUGCCUAAAAAACCACUCUAUCGCUGCGGGCGAGACCGCUCGUAACUCCCCCUCUCCACUUCCAAAAUGCGUGAAUGGGGAUAAAGCCAUCACCAAUGACUUGUCCGAACUCUCUGAAGAAAAGGACAGUCUUUCGCUGGACCCAACGGCUGAUAUAGCAGCCUCACCACCACUUGGUCCUCAGCAAAGUACCCACGAAACUGGGAAUCAUUCAGACGACAACAAUGAAGACGACGACGCAGAUUACGAGUUUCCCGAGGGAGGUUUCCAAGCCUGGCUCGUCGUAUUCGGCUCCUUUUGUGCCAUGUUCAUGGUAUUUGGUGUCGUGAACUCUACGGCCGCACUGCAGGACUACUUCAGCAACCAUCAGCUUCGCGGGUACUCGCCUGGCUCGAUUGGGUGGAUCUUCAGUCUGAACCUAUUCCUGGUUUUCUUCUGUGGCUUGUACAUUGGAGGAAUCUUCGAUGUGCAUGGCCCGCGACUUCUGGUUGCAUUUGGCAGCCUGGCCCUGGUCUUAUCAAUGAUGUUAUUGGGCUUCUGCACUGAAUACUGGCAGUUCAUGCUUGAUUAUGCAGUCCUCGGAGGUAUAGGAGGAGCGCUUCUCAACACCCCCGCCUAUGCAUCCAUUGGUCACUUUUUUCAGCGCCGUCGCGGUCUCGCAACGGGAGUUGCUUGCACCAGCGGCUCUAUCGGCGGCAUCGUCAUCCCAGUGAUGCUGCAGGGGCUGAUUCCCAAGAUUGGCUUUGCCUGGUCAACCCGCGUCAUUGGGUUUCUCUUUCUGUUGUUGGCGGUCCCUGCCAACCUCUUCAUCGUGAAGCGGUUGCCGCCGUCUAAGAAGGCCUCGGGAAGCUUGCUUCCUGACCUGACUGCUUUCAAGGAUCCCAGCUUCGCACUGUGCUCCGCUGGGAUGUUUUUGAUGGAGUGGGGUCUUUUUGUCCCCUUGACGUACAUUAGCUCGUACUGUACUACGCAUGGCCAAGACCCUUCUUUUGGCUUCACUGCUGUCGCGUUGCUGAAUUCAGGAAGUUUCUUUGGACGCUGGCUUCCAGGGCUCCUGGCAGACAAGCUCGGCAGGUUCAACGUCAUCAUUGUGACAAUCUUGCUGUGUGCCAUUACUGUUUUGGCUAUCUGGCUGCCAGCUGCAGAUUCACGAGCCGUGAUUAUUGUCUUUGCCAUCUCGUUUGGCUUUGCCAGUGGCAGUAACUUGGGCCUCAUUCCAGUUUGCCUGUCGCAACUCUGCCGAGCUGAGGAUUAUGGCCGUUACUUUGCUACGUCCUAUUUCUUUGCUAGCUUUGGGUGAGUAACCACGUCCUUUUCUUCUUUUUACCUUAUUUCUUUCUUUUUUCUAUCUAUUUUAUUCAUUUGUCUCUUUUGACGUGCAAGGCUGAUGGAUUCCGUUGUAGCACGUUGACGAGCAUUCCAAUCGGAGGCCAGCUCCUGACUGCCACGGGUGGUGCCUAUUGGGGCUUGAUCAUCUUUGCUGGUCUGGCUUAUUUGGGUGCCUUGAG